AUGGAUGAAAAAACCGCAUCAAACUACCAACAAGGCUUUGAAGUCUCCGGCGACUUCGCCUCCGAGGACCCCUCCAAAUUCUUAGACGACGACGGCCGUCCCAAAAGGACAGGGACUCUUGUAAGUGCCAGUGCACAUAUCAUCACGGCGGUGAUAGGCUCCGGCGUGCUGGCAUUGGCAUGGGCGACGGCGCAGCUGGGUUGGGUCGCAGGACCCACCGUCCUCUUUCUCUUUUCCUUCGUAACUUACUACUGCUCUUGUCUUCUCGCAUCGUGUUAUCGCACCGGCGACCCCGUCACCGGAAAACGAAACUAUACAUACAGUGAAGCUGUCAGAGCGAAUCUUGGUGGGUUUAAGUUUAAAAUUUGUGGGUUCAUUCAGUAUUUCAAUCUUACCGGAACUACAAUCGGAUACACCAUUGCAGCUUCCAUCAGCAUGAUGGCGAUAAAAAGAUCAAGUUGUUUCCAUGAGAAAGGCCAUGAUAGUUCAUGUGGAAUAAAUGGGACUCCAUUUAUGGUAUUGUUUGGAGCUGUGGAAAUCCUUCUCUCUCAAAUCCCAAACUUCCACGAGAUUUCAUGGCUGUCCAUGGUGGCCGCCGUCAUGUCCUUCACUUACUCCGCCAUUGGUCUUGGCCUCGGAAUCGCCAAAUUCGCCGAUAAUGGAAAAAUCAAGGGAAGUCUAGGUGGUAUAAGUGUUGGGGAAGUGACUCAAACACAAAAAAUAUGGAGGAGUUUCCAAGCAUUUGGAGCUAUUGCUUUUGCAUAUUCUUAUUCGACUGUUCUUAUUGAAAUUCAGGAUACAAUCAAAUCCCCACCAGCGGAACAAAAAACAAUGAAGAGGGCGGCUUUAAUAAGUGUAAUAACAACAACGAUUUUUUAUAUGCUUUGUGGAUGCUUCGGGUAUGCAGCUUUUGGAGACCAUGCCCCGGGAAACCUUCUAACCGGGUUCGGUUUCUAUGACCCGUUUUGGCUCGUUGACAUUGCAAAUGUAGCCAUCAUAGUUCAUCUUGUUGGUGCCUACCAAGUUUUUGCACAACCCAUAUUUGCAUUUGUUGAAAAAACCGCUAGGGAAUACUUUCCCGAAAGUGAAUUCAUCACAAAGGAUAUACACAUUCCAAUUCCGGGAUCCAAACCCUACAAACUCAACUUAUUUCGGUUGAUAUGGAGGAGCAUGUUUGUGUGUAUGACCACCAUUGUUGCUAUGUUGAUGCCGUUUUUUGAAGAUGUUGUUGGGAUUCUUGGAGCUUGUGGGUUUUGGCCACUAACGGUUUAUUUUCCAAUUGAAAUGUAUAUUACUCAAAAGAAGAUACCUAAAUGGAGUAGUAAAUGGAUUGCUCUCCAAACGUUGAGUGUUGUUUGCCUAACUAUUUCGGUUUGUGCGGCUGCGGGUUCCAUUGUUGGAGUGAUUAAUGAUCUCAAGGUCUAUAAACCCUUCAAGACCAUGCAUUGA
Molecule: messenger RNA, 1449 nt
Organism: Lactuca virosa
Lineage: Eukaryota; Viridiplantae; Streptophyta; Magnoliopsida; Asterales; Asteraceae
Source: the annotation of a GenBank genome assembly